AUGUCUUCGAACAAGAUGGAGCAGAGCCUCGACGACAUCCUUAAGGCUUCCAAGACCUCCCGCCGUGGCCGUGCUGGACGCCGCUCUGGUGCUGGACGUCCCGCCACUGCUCCCGCCCCUGUCGGAGGUGUUUCCAAGUCGACCAAGCAAGGCAAGCAGGCCAAGGCUACACCGACCGCGCCCGCAGCCUCUCUCAGCGGUGAGACGAAGAUCAUGGUAUCUAACUUGCCACGGGACAUCGAUCAAGUCCAACUCCAGGAAUACUUUGUUUCAGCCGUCGGCGUGGGCCGACCGAAGAAGGUCCUCUUGCAAUAUGACGCCGCUGGCCGCAGUGUAGGCAGUGCAACUGUCAUCUUCAACAGGCACGACCAAGCUACGAAGGCAACUGCCGCACUGGAUGGUGUCAAGAUCGACGGUCGCCCUGUUCGUGUCGAGAUCCUCGUCAGCGCCAGCGCCAUCCCGGCCACAACCCGUUCGACUUCUCUUGCCGACCGUGUUACCCAAGCGAAAAAGGACAAGCCCAAGCCUGCUACAGCUGAAAAGGCCGCCGCUGGUGCCGCACGCGGCCGUGGUCAAACACGUGGUCGCGGAAAGGGCCGUGGAGGUCGCGACGCUCGUCCCAAGAAGAAGACAGUCGAGGAGCUCGAUGCUGAGAUGGCCGACUACUUCCCUGGAGGCGAGACCAGCAAUGCUGCCAAUGGCGUUGAAGUUGCCCAGGUCACCGCCGGCGGUGACACUGCCAUGGACGACGAGAUGCUUUGAGCGCCUCUCCGGUUGGCACGCUUCCACUCUCAUUUACCCUGUCAUGAUUUAAUUGAGCAUUGUUCAAAACUGUUUGGCUUUCCCGGUAGCCGGUCUGGUUUCACCUUUCUUUUCUUGGAAGCGCUAUCUUUUCGAAAUACUUCACGAUGAACUGUCCGUGGCAAGCGGGCAUCAGGUCAGCAGCGGGCGCGGUUCGGUUUUUGUACAUUACCCAUGAAUGUCUCCUCUUCGGCUCACAAAUUGCACUCUGAGCUCAGUUAGUUUCAAUACAGAACGACCAUGAUAGAGGAUCCCAUUUACCA
Molecule: messenger RNA, 1064 nt
Organism: Pyrenophora tritici-repentis Pt-1C-BFP
Lineage: Eukaryota; Fungi; Ascomycota; Dothideomycetes; Pleosporales; Pleosporaceae
Product: RNA-binding protein (RRM domain)
Biological process (GO): mRNA export from nucleus
Cellular component (GO): nucleus
Molecular function (GO): mRNA binding
Source: RefSeq, a predicted model, not a curated record